Molecule: messenger RNA, 3100 nt
Organism: Pongo pygmaeus (Bornean orangutan)
Lineage: Eukaryota; Metazoa; Chordata; Mammalia; Primates; Hominidae
Gene: ASB2
Product: ankyrin repeat and SOCS box containing 2
Exons: 8
Coding region: 1007-2626 (539 amino acids)
Biological process (GO): intracellular signal transduction
Molecular function (GO): protein binding
Source: RefSeq, a predicted model, not a curated record
GCACGAGGGAAAUUGGGGAGAUGGCCUUAAAACCCCAGAGGCCUAGGAGAGCUUGGAGUUGAACUUGAUGAGUUGGCUGCACCCUUCUGUUUGUCCCAGUCUCACUUUCCGCCAUGCCAUCUCUCUGGGUACAUCCAAAAUGCCCACACCCACAGCCUUUGUUUUGUUUAUUUGCCCUUAGUUGUGAAGUGCCAGGUGCUAAAAUCCAGAAAUAAUCUAAGCUGCAGGGGUUCUGUUUGCCUGGCACCAGGGGGCAGGGCUAAUGGGUUCCUUAGAAAAUAAUUCUGCCUCCCUCCCCUCUCUGUACCCCUGGAAUAGUGAUCCCGGAAGCAGCCAAAAGCAAAAGAGGGACCCUAUCACUGGAACUGCAUUUCCUCACUCAGUUACGUUGUAGAGAAGGGAAGAGGCAAUUGGCCAAUAUUUUCUUUCUCCUUCCCAGUCUUUUUCAAAUCCUGCCGCCCUCCACUUCCUUGGUGUGGUGGGUGUGUGGAGUGGUUGACAAUCUGGAAAAGGGAGACCCAGUGCUGGUCUCAGCUACUGCCACCUCCUGCAUGACUGCCUGAGAGUCGCUGUCCCCUCUGAGUCUCCCUUCUCUGCAGGACAUGGCUGGAGAGGGCAACGUGACCUCUAGGGUCCCGUCCAGCUUACUACUCUGAUAGCCUGACACCCCCAGCACCCUCCUCCACCCACAGGGUGGGGACUUUGUCUGAGGUCACGGAGAAGCUGUGAAUGUGUGGGCUGAGAGCUCCAGGGUCCUUGCAUCACAGCUGGAGAGACCCAAGCUGGGCGACAGGUCCUGAAAGUGUUCUCACGACACUGCACCACGCCCUGCUCACCGAGGCCACGAGAAAAGCCAGCCCUCCUCCCUUCCACUUCAGCUGGGGUCCCUUUGGAGACAUUCCAGGAAAAGGGGGGCACAUACCCCCACUGGGCUUUUCCUGAUGCUGACAGGGGCUGCUCUGGCUGCUCCUAAGUGGAACUCGUCAAGGUGGCAGUGACGGUGCUGAUGGGGACUUCAGGACUUAUCUGGCCUGUGGACCCCUUGAUAAAGGCCAUCAAGGAUGGCGAUGAAGAGGCCUUGAAGACCAUGAUCAAAGAAGGGAAGAAUCUCGCAGAGCCCAACAAGGAGGGCUGGCUGCCGCUGCACGAGGCCGCAUACUAUGGCCAGCUGGGCUGCCUGAAGGUCCUGCAGCGAGCGUACCCAGGGACCAUCGACCAGCGCACCCUGCAGGAGGAAACAGCCGUUUACUUGGCAACGUGCAGGGGCCACCUGGACUGUCUCCUGUCACUGCUCCAAGCAGGGGCGGAGCCGGACAUCUCCAACAAAUCCCGAGAGACACCGCUCUACAAAGCCUGUGAGCGCAAGAACGCGGAGGCAGUGAAGAUUCUGGUGCAGCACAACGCAGACACCAACCACCGCUGCAACCGUGGCUGGACCGCUCUGCACGAGUCUGUGUCUCGCAAUGACCUGGAGGUCAUGCAGAUCCUGGUGAGCGGAGGAGCCAAGGUGGAAUCCAAGAACGCCUACGGCAUCACCCCCUUGUUCGUGGCCGCCCAGAGUGGACAGUUGGAGGCCUUGAGGUUCUUAGCCAAGUACGGUGCUGACAUCAACACGCAGGCCAGCGACAGCGCAUCUGCCCUCUACGAGGCCUGCAAGAACGAGCAUGAGGAGGUGGUGGAGUUUCUGCUUUCACAGGGUGCCGACGCCAACAAGACCAACAAGGACGGCUUGCUCCCGCUGCACAUCGCCUCCAAGAAGGGCAACUACAGGAUCGUGCAGAUGCUGCUGCCGGUGACCAGCCGCACGCGCAUACGCCGUAGCGGCGUCAGUCCGCUGCACCUGGCGGCUGAGCGCAACCACGACGCGGUGCUGGAGGCGCUGCUGAGCGCGCGCUUCGACGUGAACACGCCGCUGGCGCCCGAGCGCGCGCGCCUCUACGAAGACCGGCGCAGCUCCGCGCUGUACUUCGCGGUGGUCAACAACAACGUGUAUGCCACCGAGCUGCUGCUGGAACACGGCGCCGACCCCAACCGCGACGUCAUCAGCCCCUUGCUCGUGGCCAUCCGCCACGGCUGCCUGCGCACAAUGCAGCUGCUGCUGGACCACGGCGCGAACAUCGACGCCUAUAUCGCCACGCACCCCACCGCCUUCCCCGCCACCAUCAUGUUCGCCAUGAAGUGCCUGUCGCUGCUCAAGUUCCUCAUGGACCUGGGCUGCGACGGCGAGCCCUGCUUCUCAUGCCUCUACGGCAACGGCCCGCACCCGCCGGCCCCGCAGCCCUCCAGCAGGUUCAACGACGCGCCCGCGGCCGACAAGGAGCCCAGCGUGGUGCAGUUCUGUGAGUUCGUAUCUGCCCCGGAGGUGAGCCGCUGGGCAGGGCCCAUCAUUGAUGUCCUCCUGGACUACGUGGGCAACGUGCAGCUCUGCUCGCGGCUGAAGGAGCACAUCGACAGCUUUGAGGACUGGGCCGUCAUCAAGGAGAAGGCAGAACCUCCAAGACCUCUGGCUCACCUUUGCCGGCUGCGGGUUCGAAAGGCCAUUGGGAAAUACCGUAUAAAACUCCUAGACACCUUGCCGCUCCCAGGCAGGCUGAUUAGAUACCUGAAAUACGAGAACACCCAGUAACUGGGGCCACGGGGAGAGAGGAGUAGCCCCUCAGACUCUUCUUACUAAGUCUCGGGACGUCGGUGUCCCCAACUCCAAGGGGACCUGGUGACAGAUGAGGCUGCAGGCUGCCUCCCUCUCAGCCUGGACAGCUACCAAGAUCUCACUGGGUCUCAGGGCCAGAACUUUGGCCGGAGCAGAGAACAGAAUGUGUCAAGGAGAAGAAUCAUUUGUUUACAAACUGAUGAGCAGAUCCCAGACCUUCUCUACCUUCAGGAAUGGCAGAAACCUCUAUUCCUGGGGCCAGGGCAGAGCUUGUUCUGGGGAAGAUGGGCUCAGAGCCUUCCCUCCACUUGCUCUGGAAAACUCACCACUUGACUUCAGAGCUUUCUCCCCAAGACUAAGAUGAAGACGUGGCCCAAGGUAGGGGGUAGGGGGAGCCUGGGUCUUGGAGGGCUUUGUUAAGUAUUAAUACAAUAAAUGUUACACACGUGA